Messenger RNA from Cetraspora pellucida, 274 nucleotides. NCBI's taxonomy places the organism in Eukaryota, Fungi, Glomeromycota, Glomeromycetes, Diversisporales, Gigasporaceae. The record is from the annotation of a GenBank genome assembly.
CAUUUUCAAACAUGUCGUCUAGUCGUUCUCGAGGAUUACCGGGUACAUCUCAGUAUAGUGAGCGAAGAGAGUUCGAUAGUUUAUUUAGAGCUUUCAACGAAAUGAUGCACCUUACUGUACGAGGAAUUACUUUUGCGACAGAAGCUGCAACAGACCUUGAAGAGGCUGAGGAACAAGAAGAGCUCAAUCAAUUAGAUGUUAUUACGAGAGAUUAUAUUGACCUAGAAAAUCAACUAGCUUUUCAAAGAACUGCGCUUCAUGACCUUAAAAUUCG